AUGGUAAAGUUGACGUCGGGCGGCAGAGGGUUCGUUCAACUGACCGCGAACGAUGACACGGGGCGAGCGUCGCGGCGCACGAGCCGCCGCCGCCACCGCCGCCUACCCGCGGCCCCAUGCGCGCGCGCCUCUACCACCAGAUCAACUCUGAUCACAAGUGUACGGAACGAGCGCGCGGCCGGCGGUAGACCGUGGAGUGAGGCUCGCGCGCCGGCCCCGCCACCGUCUGAUAAGCCUGGCGCGACGCCCCCCGGCGACGCCUACGCCCCACUCGACGCCGCAUCGGUGCAUCGUAAACACCACCGACCGCCCCUCGGUACCCGGUUCAGCCACCGCCACGCCGCCAACCCGCCGCCGCUACCGCCGCCAGACGGGCCCCCGCACAUUAUGCACUGCACCUACGCGACAUUUCACAACUGCACACUGCACCUCGGUCACACAAAAUCAACAACUUUCGACUCCUUAAAAAGAAAACCGCUGCCGUUGCGAAACUAA
Messenger RNA from Diatraea saccharalis (sugarcane borer), 495 nucleotides. The record is from the annotation of a GenBank genome assembly. NCBI's taxonomy places the organism in Eukaryota, Metazoa, Arthropoda, Insecta, Lepidoptera, Crambidae.